AUGUUGGAGUUAAAUGAUUUUUUUCCGUUUGGUAGUGGUGCAAAUGAUACGACAGUUAUUGAUGCCCAGAAUGGAAUACAGUUGACAAAGAAUUUAUAUGAUGACAAUUAUGAUAACAUCAAAGUCGAUCAUAUCCCCUUUUUUAACCGGAGAAACAACAAAGCUGUACAGUUAUCAAUCAAAGGCUACAUCGUUUUUGGAAAUGUGAGAUACGUUAGUUUCCUUUCACGUCAGUUUCCAGUAAGGAUUCGAUCUAACGGUCAGCCGUACCAACCACCAAUCAUAGCAGCAUUGUGGAAUGAUCUUUCAUUUCAAUACAAUGGUUCAAGAUUUAGCUAUCAAAUUCAUACAGCUGGGAGGGUAAUCGAAAAAGCCACUGAAGAUUUAAAAAACGGUCUUGAUGUAACUUUCGUUCCCAAUUUUGUGUUGGUUGUCACGUGGUUUAAGGCAUCUAAAUAUAAUGAGCCGCAGAAACGAUUUACAUUUCAAAUGGCUCUCGCUUGUGAUUAUACAUCAACGUAUGUUUUCUUUCAUUAUAACCAACUCGACAAAAUCGAUUCAGACGCAUCGAUUGGUUGGCAGGAAGGUCCAACAAACAAAUUUAAUAUAUAUAAUCAUAAAUUCCGUGGUGGUUAUUCCAACUAUAUUCAAAUGUUGACCAACACAAAUGCAAGAAAACCAGGGAGAUGGAUCUAUUACGUUGGAGAAAAAACAGGAUUAUAUCCUACCGUUACAAAGGCACCUGUUAUUUACGCCACUGCUGUGGCUUAUAGAUUGCGUCUUCAAUGUUUAACACACGUUACCCGUGGCAACAAUAGCGUUGUGCACGUUGUUUGGUAUAAUUCAACAUCACAUGUGCUAAAAAAUGAAACACUGAAAGAUUCUGAAAAGAUUUCAAACUUAACAGAAAUUUGUUUAGGGAGUCAGGUAAAUGAUAAGGAUUCUCUUUCUUAAGUAAAACAUUUUCUUUUAAGAGAAACGUUUGAUUUGUGUAAGUUAUAGUCCUUUGAGGUUUGAAUUUGAUAUUUAUACAUUUUAUUUAUUUAUUUUUUUAUUUGUUAUAUAUAGCGAUUAUUCAGGACAGCCUCACUAUGUCCCAUUGCAAGCACAGAAAUCGCUAAACCAGAGAACCAUCUGUGAUGUCAACCCUAUACCCACGCUAAACGCUAUGCAGAAGGAUUGAUUCCCAAUUUUUAUAGUCUCUGGCAUGACACGGCCGGGGUUUGACCCGCAACUGCUGCUUUGCAAACAAAACCUUCACCACAAGGCUAGAGUUUCGAUAGGAAUAGUCAAAUUGUUCGAAUUAAUGAGAUGUACAGAAUAAGUAAAAAUUAAAAUAUGUACAAGAAAAAUGUUAACUGUUGGGACAAACAAUAAUAGUCGCAAUUUUGACAUUUUGUUUUGUAUUUAUUUUGGUUAUUUUAGAUUAACUGUAAAGUUCAAACAUGGUUUAAAAACACUUCAUCCAUUAGAAGUCGUUUUAUCGAAAGUGAUGCGUAUAUAGCUGGUAUAAAGGUAAGAAAAUCAGAAAAAAGGUAGGGGACAAUGUCUUGCACUUCAUAUUAUCCAAAUAUACCUUUACUUUCACCAUUUCGUUCGUAGAUUACCCCCAAUAAACUAUCAAUUACGGAAGGUGGCAGACCAGUCAACGUUACAGUUCAAGUCACAGCACCAAUCAUUUGUGCAGAUCGGACUCGUGCUUGUUAUGUUGAAAUAGGAUUUAGUCAAUCGCACCGUGAUAUAUUUUUAAGCCGAUGUGUGUUAAAGUUUAGAUCAAAUCAGACUAAUACGCAAUAUUUGACACUGAGAACUAAGGAUGAUUUUGUAAACGGUAUAAAUAAAAGUGUUAUAGUUUCGCCAGUAUUACAGAAAGUGAUGAAUACCUAUGAUUGGAAUUGCUAUCAAAGUAAACCUAUUCAAGUAAUUUGUUUUACUUGCUGUAUUUUGCAUUUGUUUUAAUUUUAUUGUGUUAAGAUGGCACUUAAAAUACGUGGUUACAAAUUGCCAAACAUUUGAGGGACCUUAAAUUAAUUUUUUGAUGUUACAGAGAAAGGUAGUUUAAUUAGUCUUUCGGAAUCUUUUUUCAAUAUAUUUUUAACUCCUUAAGAUACUUAAGAUAUAAAUAUUUGAAGUACGGGAACCUGUGAUGUUAUGUUAUGGUUGUGAAAAAAUGGUAACAUUACAACUCUACCUGUAAGUGAAGAUCAGAUCAUUAUUUACCUUCCAAAAUUUGCUGGUCUCAAAAAGCUUAAAUUUGUGUAAGUUUUCAGGAUACCUAAAAAAUAACUUUAUGCGGACUAACUUUUUACACAAUCAAUAAUAGUGUUAUUAGGUCAGAUGGGAAUCUUUAAAACCAAAUAUCUGAAGAAUCAAAAAGGUUUUUAAAAAGUUCCAAAACAACAUGAUAAGUAAAUAUUUUUAAUUAAUAAAUAAUAAAUACUAAGUACAUUAUACUAACGAACGAACCCGUGGAUUUUACAACUGGCUCUAACUUUCCCUCCAUUAGCCAAGGAUGGUAGCUGCAAAUGGCAGCGGGUAUAUUCCAGUGCAUAUUUUGAAGGAGAACAGCUUUAUUUAACUUCUUUUUUGCCAUACUUACAUUAUAAUGUGAUUUAGAGGGGAAAUUGUUGUGGAAUGAAAAUGUUUUUAUGACAACCACAACAGUUGGGGGUUACUGAUUUCAGACAAAAGAAGUCAAUCUUACUUUUAAUGUUUUAAUGAUCACACUCUCAGCAUGAAAUUUGAAGUAAUAUUAAAAGAAAAUACUUCAUUUAGGUUGAAACUAAGAACGUUUCUCCUGGUUACUGCACUGUAACUGGUGAUCCUUAUGUUACAACAUUUGAUCGUAUAUGGUAUGCCUUCUUCAAUGAUGGAGACUUUGUUCUUGUCCAAAGUACGAAGAACAACUUUAAGGUAAGUUAGUUUGCUGUGAUAUAAGGUAGCUACAGAUCCUAUCAAAAUAUGCUUUUGUGGUACAGCAGUUAAGAAGAUCAAAUUUAGCUUUAUCAUUUCAAUUUUAAGAAGAGAUGACAAUGAUAUUAUAACGUAAUUAGAUUUCGGAAAAAAAACAGAGGAAUUACACUGUCAAGCUUGGAGACACCAAAAUGUGUGUUUAUUUCAAAAAACUUAAAGCUGUUAUUUCUGAUAUGAAUUUUGCUAAACUUAUAAUUUAUUUGGAGAGCUAUUUUAUAACUUAUAAAAAUACCAUAUGUACGUGCUUUAUCGGUAUACUUCCGUAUACAGAUAAAACAUUCUUUUUAUCUUGAUUCACGCUUGACGAUACAUGCCCUCUUUUCGACACGAUAUGGAGACACAUAAUCAAAAAUCUGGGUAACGCGAUGUCUGAGACUUGCACGAAAAUCUAACACUUGGUUUUAGUGUGGAUCUCAAAUUUGCAAAAAAGUAUUAGUGGUAUAUUUUUUUGAAGUAACUUAGCAUCACAAAAUUAUAUUUGUUAAAUUAAUGCUCUGAGUUAUUUCACAUUUAUAUAAACUACGACACACAAAUUCGCACUAUAUCAUAAUGGCUAACUUUUCUACAUUUGGUCAGGUUUUUGUUUGCAGACCCGUUAUCAACCAUUACUCUGUAUCUGUAGUAGAUUUAUUGGAUUUUAUUUCUUGCAGGUUCAAAUACGCUUGUUUAAAUGUGUCAACGAAGUAACUUGCGCAUGCGCUGUAAUAGCGCAAGAAAAUGAUGACAUCUUAGGAUUCAACAUGUGUAAUAGAACGUCACCAAGAACCAUCUUUAAAAGUGGACAUUUAAGUCCAGGCACGAGACCAAAUAUAGUGAGAGGAACUAAUAGAUAUUUUGUAAGUUCAGAAAUAUUAUUUUCACAUUUUUGUUUGCUAUGGAAUUUUCAAGAUUAUAGUUCACAAUGAUAUUUUUUAACAUAUGCAAGUAUUUUAUUCGACAGAAAAGAUCAAUCAAAGUUAAGAAUAUCAAUAUUUAAAAUAAAA
Messenger RNA from Hydractinia symbiolongicarpus, 3956 nucleotides. RefSeq lists its product as uncharacterized. Gene Ontology annotation, biological process: cell-matrix adhesion. The record is from RefSeq and is a predicted model, not a curated record. The transcript has 5 exons. NCBI's taxonomy places the organism in Eukaryota, Metazoa, Cnidaria, Hydrozoa, Anthoathecata, Hydractiniidae. Bases 1 to 954 code for a protein of 317 amino acids.